CCUAACGGGAGCGACUGUCGCCGGAGCUUCCGCUGGAGGUGAUCACCGAGAUACUCUCUCGACUGCCGGUGAAACCACUCCUCCAAUUCAGGUGCGUAUCCAAACCAUGGCGUUCUCUAAUCGACAGCCCAAACUUCAUCAAAAUGCAUCUUAAUCGAUCGAUUCAAUCCCGAUCCAAUCUCUCCCUCAUUCUCAAUGAGUUUAACGCACCCUUCCCAAACCAACUAUGCUCCGUAGAUUUCGAUAAGCUCGACAUAGCUUUUAAGCUCAGUCCACCACUCAUGUUUGAGAAACGAUUGGAUAAAGUUUGGAAUUCCUGCAAUGGCUUGCUCUGUUUGUCUUUCGCAGAGGGACAAGCUAAUUUGUGGAACCCAUCAACUCGAAAGCAUUUGGAAUUGCCGGUCUCGCUGACCGAAACCCCUGUGGAUUUUCGUGGUGUGCUUGUUAAUCUUUAUGGACUUGGGUACGACUCAGUGAGUGAUGAUUACAAGGUGAUGAGGAUUGCCGGAUUAAUGAUUAUAGAUUUGUGCAUUAUGAAUCCGAAGUUAGGGUUUAUAGUUUAAAAUGGAAUUCUUGGAGGAAAGUUGGUGAUUUUCCUCAUCACCUUGAACUUGAUCUUUGCACUGGCUAACUUGUUGGUGGAGCUUUGCGUUGGAGUGUGAAUCCAAAACCAAUGUUGCGUGAGGAUGGACCUCACGCUCUUAUUGCAUUCGAUCUUGGGGCGGAGGAAUACCGAAUGGUGUCCCUACCCGAGUGUGGGGCUGUUGAUUUUUAUUUGAAGUUUGAAGUCUUGAAUGGAUGCCUUUGUGUGCGUCACUAUUAUCUCAAGAAGGGUGUUGAUUUAUGGGUGAUGAAGGAGUAUGGAGUGAAGGAAUCUUGGACUAAAUUGAUCUGCAUUGAGCAAUCGAAUAUAAGGUUUGCUAUUUAUUUGGAGCCCUUGCCAUAUUCAAAGAAUGGUAAGAAGGUUCUCCUCCAACAUGACUUUCGUUCGUUUCGUUGGUAUGACUUAGAAAAGAAGACAAUUGAGAUGGUUGGGAUUAAUGGUGAGCCAGAUCAUUUCGGAACAACUGUAUGCUUGGGUAGCCUUGUCCCACUUGAUGGUGGUCGUCCGGAUGAUAGCAAGGACCAAGCAACAAAAGACAAAAAGAAGGAAAAGGUCAUUAGAAGCUUGAAUUAUGCUCCUUAUCUUCAAGUACCAAGUACAAAACAAUUUGGGUUGUUCAUGCACCUGAUUCACCCAUCCGAACCAACUCGAUCUGAGGCACUACAGGUGAUUUUGAUGCGGUAUAUGAUUGGCUAGGUUUGUGAAUUUAAUUUGUUUUCAGGUUUCGGUUGGUUUCGGGUUUAUAAAAUCUUCACCCGCCAAAACUGAACCGAUCGAAACAUAUUUUAUUCAAAUAAAUGUACACGUGCAUUGAAAAUUGUAUGAGGUUGGGAUUACGAGCUUAUUACAUAUCUCUCAGUCUCUAUCUCAUUCUAGACUGUUCAUCUCUCUCUCUCUCUCUCUCUCUCAUCUACAAUCUGCAACAUUGCAACCAGUGACUCCCCUCCGUUUGAUCAACCAAUUGAACCCUAUUCCUUCCCGAUCUCCCUCAUCCCCUCCCCCUCUUUGAUCUCUCUCAAAUUCCUCUUCUAGUCUUCCUUAUUCCUGGAAUUGAAGAUGAUGAUGAUGAUGG
Camellia sinensis is the source of this 1676-nucleotide messenger RNA. The record is from RefSeq and is a predicted model, not a curated record. Lineage: Eukaryota; Viridiplantae; Streptophyta; Magnoliopsida; Ericales; Theaceae.